This is a messenger RNA of Papaver somniferum (opium poppy), 1730 nucleotides long. Its product is annotated as peptide chain release factor APG3, chloroplastic. Gene Ontology annotation, cellular component: chloroplast. Bases 92 to 1345 code for a protein of 417 amino acids. Gene Ontology annotation, molecular function: translation release factor activity, codon specific. The transcript is spliced from 16 exons. NCBI's taxonomy places the organism in Eukaryota, Viridiplantae, Streptophyta, Magnoliopsida, Ranunculales, Papaveraceae. Gene Ontology annotation, biological process: chloroplast organization; thylakoid membrane organization; translational termination. The record is from RefSeq and is a predicted model, not a curated record.
AAUAAGAUAAGACAUACAGACACAAAAUAGUCUUGUUUCAGAAGUUCAAUACUGCUCCCUAUCUAUCCUAUUCCCGCUCUGAAUUCGAUAAAUGGAGGGUUUAAUUAUGACUUCUGUGGUUCAAACCCCAAUUAAUUCAAAGAAUUUCUCGAUUGAAUGUGGUUUCUAUGAUGUUAGGAAGAAGCCCUUUGGAGUGGUACUUAAACCUUCGAAGAGUUUUAGGACUUCAAGACUUGUUUGCAUGGCUGAACCGUAUCUGAUAAAGAAGUUGGAUUCUGCUGAGAAAACUUGGAAAGAAUUAUCUGUCAAGCUGGCAGAUCCUGAUGUAAUAUCGAAUAAUAGCGAAUACCAAAAGCUUGCACAGUCUAUGUCAGACCUUGAUGUGGUGGUGACAAUAUAUAGGAAGUUCAAGGAUUGUGAGAAGCAAUUGGAAGAGGCGAAAGUUUUGAAGGACGAGGGUGGUGAUGAAGAUAUGGUAGAGAUGAUUCAAUCUGAAAUAAAAACUUUAUCCGACCAGCUUAAAGAAUUAGAGGAGCAGAUAAAGGUAUUGCUGCUACCUAGUGAUCCUCUUGAUGCACGAAAUAUCCUUCUUGAAGUGAGGGCAGGGACUGGUGGUGAUGAAGCUGGAAUCUGGGCUGGUGAUCUUGUUCGUAUGUAUCAGAGAUAUUGUGAGCGUACCUCUUGGAAAUAUUCACCACUCUCAUGUUCAGAGGCUGAAAAAGGAGGUUAUAAAACAUAUGUGAUGGAAAUUAAAGGAACUCGUGUCUACAGUAAAUUAAAAUUUGAAUCUGGGGUACACCGUGUUCAACGCGUUCCUCAGACAGAAACACAAGGUCGUGUGCACACUUCAACUGCAACUAUCGCAAUUAUGCCAGAGGCUGAUGAUGUUGAAAUCGUAAUUGAUCCUAAAGAUAUUGACCUUACGACAGCAAGAUCGGGAGGUGCCGGAGGACAGAAUGUCAACAAGGUGGAAACAGCUGUUGAUCUCUUCCACAAACCAACAGGAAUCCGUAUAUUUUGUACAGAAGAAAGAUCUCAGCUUAAAAACAAGACUCGUGCACUUCAGCUACUGCGAGCGAAACUGUAUGAAAUAAAAGUUAGGGAGCAACAAGAGUCUACAAGGAAUGAACGAAACUCACAGAUUGGUACUGGAGCUCGAUCAGAAAAAAUUCGGACCUACAAUUACAAGGAUAAUAGAGUUACUGACCAUCGGCUAAAGAUGAACUUUGAGUUGACGUCCUUCCUUGAUGGUGAUAUUGAGACAGCGAUUCAGUCAUGUGUCGCUACAGAACAAAAGGAACGCAUGGAAGGCCUUGCUGAGUCUGUGGGUGCAACCAGUGGUUAAAUUACAGCUUCCCUUUGCCGAAUGAAGAAGCCCCAGGAAAAACAUAGAUUUUGUCCAAUAAAAUAUUGGAAAUUUGGAAUUGACUCACUCCAACACUGGCAGAUUCAGCUGGAAGUCACUGUAGCUUUCGUUUGGAUUCCGUAUCCAAAGUAUGUUCAAGAUCUCCCUGGAACAUGCUCUGGAUUUGGUACAUUGGAGUCUCCUUCGGGCCCAUAAAACUUGAUCUUCUAAUAUUUUCAUGGAUUUUCUUUAUAUCUAAGAUUUGCUGGAAAAAUAAUCAAAUUUUGAGCACUAAAGCCAGUAUCCGCUCAAUAUGUUUUUUUUCCAGAUUCACCUAAGAAAUGAUAAAACUAUAAUUCAAUUGGCUAUAAUAUCCCUCAAGACA